CUUUCAUUUAGUCUUUAAAUAUUUAUAGAAAAAAAAAGGGAAAAUCUCUACGGUUACACAGUGCACAGAUGAUGACAAAGAUGUUGCGUCGAGAGUGUUCUGUAAUCCCACAACUGGCAAUGCAAUUGACAGGACAUGGAAGGAGUCAGAAGCAUAUGUUACAAGGUCCAACAACAAUUGAAAUGAUUUCAAAAGGUCGCAAGUUUUUGCAUAGUCAAGUUGAUAAUGUAUGAGCCAAUUUAGCCUCGGAAAUCGAAAUAGUUGAUUGCAUAUGGGAUGAAUGCAAUCAGCGAUAAAUGUAAAUGGCAAAAUUAUCACAAGGAAAUUGUUGAAAAAUUUCUGCAUACUUGUUAAUGAUUCAAAUGGGAAAAAUUUGAAAUUUUUUGCGAAAAAUGUUCAUAAUUAUUAUGGCACUGUGCAAUCAACUUCUGCAACUGCCUUUCAUCUGCCUUGGGCUAACCCACUUGACAAAUGAUCAAAGUUUGGCAAGUGCUUGUCAUUGCCAAAGAAAAUCGAAAGUCCAUAGAAAUGACCAACUGACUGAGAGAGGAGUAACUAAAUGAGCAAACCAAAUGGGAAAUGCAAUGUUUCCUUGCUUACUAGAAAUACACUUUAUUAUUCAUCAUGAGGCAGCAUCUUUUUUAUAUGGUUAUAAAUUUGUUUUAUUGUGGAAAAUUGACAAGCAUAGAGAGAGAGAGAGAGACAUUUCAUAUUCCUGUUGCCAAAGAAAACUGUCACUCCAUUGCCCCAAAGUUGUCAAUGUCAUGGUCUCUCUUUGUGUCUCUCUUAAACUGUGAGACGUAAGAGAACGUAAGAUCUUACGUUAAGCCAAGUCUCAAACUGGUUGAUCGCACCCGCCAUUCCGUUGGCUUUCGCCAGACAGUUGAAAUCUUUGCGAGCUCCGCUCAAGACGUCGCGACGGCUACUGUCUAUUUUUUAGUGUAUUCGAAAGCCCCAAAUCAAAUAAACGAGAAAUUUGUUGUUAUAGAUAUAUUUAUAGAUUAAAAUGAAUACCAAUAGAAUUUACAGCUAAUCCCCAAUUCGUGUUUGUUUGUGGUGUGUUUGUGCCAAGCAUUGUUUUCUUAACCGCCAUUCAUGGUAAUUGGCCCGAAGUGUAGUGUGGAUACGCAGCAAUUGACAAAAGGAAGUCCACUGAAGUGGAGUAAAGUGAAGUGAAGUGAACGGGUUUCGCUUGCUUUUCGGCCAGUGCAACAUUUUCACCAAGCCUAAAAAAAAAUACGCCGAGUGCAAUUCCAAUUUCGAAACGAAACAAAACGAAAGUCAGAUAAAGAAAGUGACCAAGCAAAAAGUUCUCCUCAAUCGGUACUCCUCACGCUAAUUAGCAAUUCCUCAAGGAAUUUGUGUCUAUUAACUCAAAAGACUCGCAGACUCUGGUGGCUGGUAAGGGGCAUGCAAUUGCAGCUUACAGGGCGAGACCGUGGAAUUUGACAACGGCAAUAACCGAGUUACCUCCAGUUUCGAAAAGGUUGUCAAUGGCUAGGUUAAGUAGAGCAAACAUCGUAACCACAGUGGAGGCGACACGAGAGAUGAAAUUAAAAACAAACACACGCCGAAAGCGAAGAAAAUGCAGCUGCCAAUGGAAGGUGGGCGGUUUGCCGAUUCUCCUUGUCAGUCAGAUCUGGUUUGUCACGUCGAUAAUGGCCGCCUCAAACCUUUCAGGGACGGUGGACACUCCCUACAGCCAACCCUUGACAACGAUGGGCGGCCAGCCGCGUAACGAUGACAACAGUUUCCAACCGAUUCUGCCCAUCGAUAUAAGUCCAGAAUUCAUUUCGCGAAAUGUUUUCACAAAAUCUGGACAAUAUCGUGUCUUUCAGCCGGUGGAAAGUGAAAGUGACCUUCGCCUGACUGUGGCCAUGAAGCGUAGAGACUACAAGCAUCAGUCAGAGUCAGAGGCAUCCGAAACCAUGGAGGCCAGAAAAGUACCUGAGGGUGCAACAGAGCAGCAAUUGGUGGAAACUGACAGCCAGAAACUGCAGCAGCAGCAGCAACACCAGAUUAAUCGUAAUUCGGAAAAUAAUUCAACAACAUUGCAGGCCGAGUUGAAAGGUCUUGAGGAGUUGCUAAUGGAAUAUGUUGAACAGUUCUUUACCCAAGGCAAGUAUGAGCCCAUGCCAGGUCUUGUCUUGGCACUCCAACAAAAUCAUUCGAUGCCCCAUUCUGAGAAAACGAAAGCGAAUCAACGUAGUGAACGUAGCGCAAGCAACUGGGACGAUGCCAAGGUGGAGGUAGACAUUCCUCGUGCUCUGCAGAGUGGAAGACUUUUGUUCUUUACGGGUCUCAAGAAGAUUAUGUGGCCCAUUUACAUGGGAUUGCAGGUGCUGAAGAGUCUGCUCUUUGCCCUAUUUUUGCCCACUAUAAUUGGCAGUGUCAGUCGAUUGAUUGGCAAAGGCAUUACAUCCGGCUCGGCUAGCUCGGUGCCAUUGUUUAUUCGUCCUGCCGAACCACCACAGGAAUUGGAUUUCCGAGAUGUCGAAGAUGAGCACAAGUUCGGUUCACUUGACGAUGGCAAAACAAAUAACCUUGGAUUUGAAUAUAAUGCAGAGGCAUCCCAGCAACAGGCCCAGUAUGCUCCCUUUAAUCCCAAUGCGAUAAAUCAGCAAUCCCUCUCUCGUUACGGUGGGCAGCAAAUGAUGCAAGAUACGUAUCUCAGUGCCCUCCAGAGCAUUGGAAGUGCUUCGUUUAAAAACUCACAAGGAAUAUCGGCGGGUUCUUCGAAUGCGGCACCUGGAAUGACCAAAAAGCCAACACCGGCCGUUAUGAACACUUUCCAGAACUUCCAAAAGGUGCCAAGCACUUCCCUUUUGUUGUCCAACUAUGAUCCCUUCUAUAGCCCGCUAUUGUCACGUUUGGAUUCAGUUUUCGCUCAACUCAAGCUGAAUUCAGAGAAUGAGAACUGUCGCGAGAAACUUAUCUGCUUGAUGUAUGCCAAUCCCGCAAAGUAUGCACCGUAUAGCAAUUUGGUUUCCGCUCAGCUGAGUCGGGAACUAAACGAGCUACGCAAACCCACCUCCGAUAACCCAGACAUUUUGCGUUUCUUCAAGUAUAUGCGUGCCGCAAAGGAUGGCCAGGAUGGCGUUGACUGCGAGGAGUCGUUUGUUAAGUGCAAGGAAUUCAAGGAUUUCGAAAAUCCCGCCAUGCUAUCCACCUACAACGACAUCAACAAACUGGUGCAGGCACGCAAGUUUGCGUAGUUGAGAAAUCGACCCGGCUAAAAGUUCGCAAGUCACGUCAGCUCACGUCAGGCUGUCUGGCGUUGAGACUUGAAGCUGUAAUUAUGCAAAUUCUACUUUAGAUAGCCUAGCCAUACAUACAAAUUCUUAAGGAAGCCCCCACCUCUCCUCAAUCGUCACCUGUCAGUAGGUGUUAAGGUGAAGAAACAUCAACCAAGACACGGACAGGAAGUGGAACAGGAACAGGAGCAGGGCCGAGGGCUGGGAGCGGGAAUGGGAGCGGUUAGCGGGUGCUGUAAAUAGAAAAGUUUGUUUUAGUUGUUUAAUUAAAAGGCAUAACUUGAAGAUGCUGUUAUUAUUAGCCAUUUAGUUGAAUUAUUCAAGUAUUUAUUUAUAUCAUAGCCUAUUUUUAGAUCUAACUAAU
Molecule: messenger RNA, 3618 nt
Organism: Drosophila willistoni
Lineage: Eukaryota; Metazoa; Arthropoda; Insecta; Diptera; Drosophilidae
Gene: Osi24
Exons: 7
Coding region: 1494-3215 (573 amino acids)
Source: RefSeq, a predicted model, not a curated record